UGCCACCCCUUCAAUUUCUCCAAGUUUUCUCGUUCAGGGCAUCAAGUUAGUUAACUUAACCCGCGGGUGGCCUAAAUCAAGUUCAGCCUCGUUUGUUUUCUCAGAGCUUCCGAAUACUGAGAAAGGCGGGUCAUCCUAAAUCGAGUUCAGGCUCAUUAUUUUCUGGACAGCGAGUAACUAACUAGUAUUGAAAACUCAUAAGAAAGAAAAACAAUGAGCCUCCGAAUACUGAGAAAGGCUUCGCAGACGCAAAACGCAAAGCAAUUAUCCUCCAGUUUCUCCAAAUUCACACGAUCGUUCUCGCAGCUCUCCUCACAGUCCAAACCGCCUUCCUUUGGCAUUGCGUUCGACAUCGACGGCGUCGUUUUACGCAGCGAAGCUCCGAUCGGAGGCUCUCCUCAGGUCUUCAGAAGAUUAUACGACGAUUCUGGUAAUCUUAGCAUUCCGUACGUGUUCUUGACAAAUGGUGGUGGGUUUACUGAAUCUAAAAGAGCCCUUGAGUUAAGUGAACUUUUGGGUGUCAAGAUUUCACCUUUACAGGUUUUACAGGGCCAUACACCUUUUAAGCAGUUAGUAAACAGAUUUGAGAAUGAACUCAUUGUUGCUGUGGGGAAAGGAGAACCUGCUGCAGUUAUGUCUGAAUAUGGAUUUAAAAAUGUUCUUUCAAUUGAUGAGUAUGCGUCCUGCUUUGAAAACAUUGACCCACUAGCACCGUAUAAAAAAUGGACAACUAAGCAGGUUAAGGAGGUUGCUGCCAGAGACCUUGUAUUCUCACAAAGAGUUCAGGCGGCGUUUAUAGUUAGUGAUUCUGUUGAUUGGAGCAGAGACAUUCAGGUCCUAUGCGACAUUUUAAGAACUGGUGGUCUUCCUGGUCGGGAAAUAGGACACCAACCACAUCUUUAUUUUGCGCAUGAUGACCUUGCAUACCAGGCUGCUUUUCCUACCGAGCGUUUUGGAAUGGGAGCUUUCAGAAUUGCACUAGAAUCCAUCUUUAAUAGAAUCCAUCCUCAUGCUCUGGAGUAUACAACUUUUGGGAAACCAAAUCCAUUUGUAUUCAAUAAUGCAGAACUUGUACUUAAGCAACUUGUGUCAGCUCUUCAUGAUAAUCUUCAAGUUGCCAAUCAAGCAAAUGCUGGAAGUUACCAAUUCCAAACACUGUAUAUGAUAGGAGAUAAUCCUUCGGUUGACAUCAAUGGUGCACGACAGGCGGGUCAUCCCUGGUUUUCUAUUCUGACAAGGACUGGGGUUUUCAAGGGAAAGGAAAAUCAUGCCGAAUUUCCAGCGGAUCUGGUUGUUGACACGGUGGAAGAAGCUGUAGACUUUGUUUUGAGAAAGGAAUGCAUCUCCUAGACUUUUAUUCUGUACACUUUGUUCUUUUCUUUUCUUUUUUUGUUCCCCCCUCCCCCACAGAUUUUAUUAAUUUUUGAUAAAUUUAUUUGUGGUUUACAAUAUUUUUUGAGAACUCCAUCUGAAAAUAUAUUUUUAAAUUUUAUAAGGAGAAUUUUGGGGAAGACAAUUGAGGUGAUAUCUCAGAUGAACCCCAGCUAGGCUCUCAAUUUGGAGAAAUACUUGCAUGAAAUGGGACAGCACUAUUUUGCUAUCCCUGGUCAAUCACAAUAUGCCACGCGUAAUAACUUUUCCAAGUGAGACUGUGAUUGGCCGGAAAUAGCAAAACAGUACUAUACCCGUUUCAUACAAGUUUUUUGGCUCAAUUUGAGAUCAAUUCAUGAUGUACUUACAAUGCGUUAUUUGGAGAUGAGACAAGAAAUCAAAUAAGAGAACUGGCGCUUUCAUUU
Molecule: messenger RNA, 1796 nt
Organism: Prunus dulcis (almond)
Lineage: Eukaryota; Viridiplantae; Streptophyta; Magnoliopsida; Rosales; Rosaceae
Exons: 12
Coding region: 214-1350 (378 amino acids)
Biological process (GO): glycerophospholipid biosynthetic process
Cellular component (GO): mitochondrion
Source: RefSeq, a predicted model, not a curated record